AAUAUUACGGUAAUGACAAAAGUAACUUACUUUGGAAUUAAAAAGUUGUUAAAACUUGCUACAUUAAAAGUUUUUUUCUUGUUUUGAAAAUGAAAACUUUUACUGCUACAGUUUUUAAAAAUCUCAUUGCUCACUGAUUUAAAAGUUUUUACUUUUAAUUCGACUGUAAAAUUUCUUUCAUUUUGACGUUCUCGUGUAACCGUGUACGCCUAAGUCGCAAAUGUAAACAAACACUUUGGUGGGUCCGGUGGUGCUGGUGAGUCUAGGACGCAAAGCAAGCCGACCGCGGCAGCAGCCAGGAUUCGGACGCGGAAACCUUCGUGAGCCAAACAGCAGCAGCGGAACGCCUUCGAAGGAGGGUGGUGCAGGAGCGGGACGAGGUCGAGUGCUCGAAAAGGACAAGGCCAGCUUCCUGCAGGAACUGCAGCUGUUCCACGGCUGGAAUGCGAUGAGAGGUAGGAAUGUGGAUUCGCACCGGUUGUAUUGGGUGGUGGUGGCCCGGGAUUGGUGGUUGAAGGUCAAUUCGCGUGAGGACUGGGGCGAGAUCAUCGAGGAGAUGGCGCUGCCGAAGCGUUGCGUGAACAACAAGAUUGCGUUGAAGAAGAUUAACUUCCGGUUUUUGGACAAGUACGGGAAAGUUUAUUUUCACGAUGGGUCUCCGACGAAGAGGAGGACGACGAAAAGCUGCAUAAUCGGAGGUGGUCAGCGCAGAUGUUGCACUCGGUGCCGGCGGUUUACAGCACCGCAACUUCCCGCCCACAAACACUCACGUCGCGACGGCGCAGCUUCAGCCGAAUGAAUCUGGACAGUGAUCCAAAAACAAUCUGUGUCAUUCUCGAAGUAGGAUUACGUGCUCAAAAUCGAACUCCGUUCCGAGGGCCUCACCAACUCCAUGUUCCGGAUGCGCUUCCAGGAUCGGGAACUCCCCGAAUCAAUGGCCAACUCCUCCAAGACUGUCCUGAUUGACGCCGGAAACGUGACCAUCGUGUUACACUGCUGUCGCGCGUCGAAGCCUCCAUCCGGAACCGUCCAGCCUGGGGUAUUCGGAAGUGACCGGUGGCGUAUUGUAUGAAGCAGAAGCUAGUGGAGAAGCGUUAAAUACAAAAAAAAAAGUGUUUUUCUUUCUGUUUAAUUUUUUUUAAAAUAAAUGUAAAAAACCAAGCACAUUUUUCUGGAAUAAUCCCUGUAGUGCUAAAUGUUGUGUAUUCUUGCCAUAAAAGGUUUCUUUUCCAAUUAAAAGUAAAAUACUUUUACCAAUACAACGAUUUUGUUCAAUAAAUGCAUGGUAGUUGUGGUACUCUUACGACCACUCGCCACGCUACUCCAGAUCAGACUGACUCUGCUGUUGUUUACUUCCCUAAUCCUCACUUGACAGCUUCCUGCUAAUCGGUCAGGGCUGUACUCGUUUGUUCCUACUGAUGUUGGCGUCAGGGCCGUACUUGGGUCACGGCGUCUUUUUCAGGGGGGUAGUAUUUUUUGAGAAAUAGCAAGAAAACUGUCAUAUACAUAUGAAAGUGUGGAACAUCCCCGUUCAUUUGCGGGGUGAACGAAAAUCUUUGGUCGGGAAAAAUCAAAGUUAUCCUCAUUUGAAGUUUUUGAACUUUUUUCCUAUUGGGCGAAAUUUCGUCUAUUUCAAUUUAGUAUUGUUAUAAGUCUAUAUGGGCAUGAUUUAUGGUUCAGAUCAUAUGAUUUCUUAUGGGAAAUGAUGCAAGGAACAUUUUUCCUGAAGCACGCAAAGUGAUUGAAAAUAAGGGAAAAAAGUUAUAAAGGUUUUAUUGAAAAUUUGGGAGAUUUUAUGAUAAAAUAUCACACCCCUUUUCCAAAAAACACAAUGUUUUCAAUAUUCAGAUCAUUAUUUCGAUGAAUUCUUUUUUGAGAAAUGUUUCUGGGCCCAUUGAGUAUAUAAAUCACUACAGAAAAGUGUAAUUGGUUGGGUUUAAGCUCAACUGUAUGUCACAAUUAUGAAUUUUGGAUUUCACCGAAUCAACAUAUUUUUGUGUGUUUUGGUUAUAAAAUGUACCGUUUACAUUAAAUUAUUACUUUUUAUUUGUGAGUACAUGGUCCACAUCAUAUGUUUUGUAUCUAAUUGAGACAUGCAGUGUAAAUACAAUCACAGGGUUUCUAUUUCUAUGCCUUUUGUUAAUUUGUAUUUCCAUUUGGGCUAUAUUAUUUGUAUUGAAACUUCAGAGUUGAACUUGCAAUUAUUGGUAAUAACAUAAAUAUUGCGUAAAAAUCAUUAAAAAGUUUAAAUGUAUGUAAAUCUAUUAAUUUAAUCUCAAAUAAUAGAGCUUAACAUACUA
Messenger RNA from Culex pipiens pallens (northern house mosquito), 2300 nucleotides. RefSeq names its product AT-rich interactive domain-containing protein 2-like. Lineage: Eukaryota; Metazoa; Arthropoda; Insecta; Diptera; Culicidae. Gene Ontology annotation, cellular component: SWI/SNF superfamily-type complex. Gene Ontology annotation, molecular function: DNA binding. The transcript is spliced from 3 exons. The coding region runs from base 449 to 799 and encodes 116 amino acids. The record is from RefSeq and is a predicted model, not a curated record.